Molecule: messenger RNA, 2481 nt
Organism: Pyricularia pennisetigena
Lineage: Eukaryota; Fungi; Ascomycota; Sordariomycetes; Magnaporthales; Pyriculariaceae
Exons: 3
Coding region: 1-2481 (826 amino acids)
Biological process (GO): carbohydrate metabolic process; protein deglycosylation; protein quality control for misfolded or incompletely synthesized proteins
Cellular component (GO): cytosol; nucleus
Molecular function (GO): carbohydrate binding; peptide-N4-(N-acetyl-beta-glucosaminyl)asparagine amidase activity
Source: RefSeq, a predicted model, not a curated record
AUGCCUUCACUCUCCCUCACUACCGGGGGGCUACUGCUCGUCGCGGUGGGCGCACGGUUCGCGAGCGCCCAGUUCGACCCGCUGCACUACGUCAACCCGCUCGUGGGCGCCAGCAACGGCGGCAACGUGUUUGCCGGCGCGACGCUGCCGUACGGCAUGGCCAAGGCGGUGGCCGACACCAACGCGCAAGGCAACCAGGGCGGCUUCACGCUGGACCGCGACGCCUCGGUGACGGGCUUCAGCGCCAUGCACGACUCGGGCGUCGGCGGCAACCCGUCGCUGGGCACGUUUCCGAUCUUUGGGUACGCGGGCUGCAAGGGCGGCGACGUAAACAGCUGCGCGUUUCCGAAGCGGUCCAGGGCGGCGUUCGGUGCCUUCAAGGCCCAGAACGUGUCGUCCACGCCGGGGUACUUUGGCAUCAGGUUGGACUCGGGCCUCAAGGUCGACAUGACGACCACGGCGAGGACGGCGCUGUUUCGGUUCGCGUUCCCUGCAAAGGCGUCGGAUGGUAGGCCGUCGGAGCCGGUGCUGUUUCAGGAUCUGUCGGAUCUGUCGGAUUCGAGGCAGGAUAACGGGACGGUUACGGUUGAUGCGCAGACUGGGCGGAUCAUUGGAAAUGCCCGUUUCCAGCCCAGCUUUGGGCAAGGCAGCUACGUUUCCUAUUUCUGCACCGACUUUAAGGGCGCCGAGAUCCUCGAUGCGGGCAUCUGGGUCGACAGCCGAGCUUCCAACAAGAUCAAGACGCUUGGCGUGUCGCGGGGCAUAAACGGUUACCCUCUCCCGGCGGGCGCCUAUGUGCGGUUCAAAAACGGCGACAAGCCGAUCCUGGCCCGCACCGCCACCAGCUUCAUCAGCACCGACCAGGCCUGCCGCACCGCGGAGCGGGAGAUGCCAAACUUUGACUUCCAGUCGGCGCAGGACGCGGCGGCCGCUGCGUGGCGGAAGAAGCUGUCCGUCAUCGAGGUCGACUCGGUCGGCAUCGACAAGUCCCACGUCACGAAUCUGUACAGCGGCAUCUACCGCACCAUGAUCAGCCCGCAAAACUACACGGGCGAGAACCCGCUGUACGGAGAGGGCAACGCCGAGCCGUACUUUGAUUCGUACUACUGCCUCUGGGACUCGUUCCGGUCGCAGAUGCCGUUCCUGGUCGUGGUCGACCCGGCGGCCAUGGCGCAGAUGGUCCGGUCGCUCAUCGACAUCUACCGCCACGUCGGCUGGCUGCCCGACUGCCGCAUGUCGCUGUGCAAAGGGCUGACGCAGGGCGGGUCCAACGCCGACAACGUGCUGGCCGACGCGUACGUCAAGGGCAUCAAGGACGGCAUAGACUGGAAUGCCGGGUACGACGCCGUGGUCAAGGACGCCGAGGAGGAGCCGUACGACUGGUCGGUCGAGGGCCGCGGCGGGCUCGACAGCUGGAAGGACCUCGGGUACAUACCCGUGCAGGACUUUGACUACAAGGGGUUCGGGACCCUGACCAGGAGCGUGUCGCGCACGCUCGAGUACAGCUACAACGACUUUUGCGUGUCGCAGAUCGCGGGGGGUCUGGGCAAGCAGCAGGACAAGGAGAAGUAUCGUGGACGCAGCGGGAACUGGCAGGCUCUGUUCAAGAAGGACCAGACGUCCAGGUUUGACAACGGGACCGAUACUGGGUUCAAGGGCUUCUUCCAGCCCAAGUUUAUGAACCAGACGUUUGGGUAUCAGAACCCUCUGAACUGCAGCAACAUCUCCAAAACAGGCGGAUCCUGCUCGCUGCAGAACAACGGCCAGGAGACGUAUGAGAGCAGCUUGUGGGAGUAUGGGUUCUUCGUCCCUCACGACCAGGCCAAGCUAGUCGCCAUGUACGGCGGGCCAUCCGAGUUCGUCCGACGGCUCGACUUCCUCCACGACCGCAACAUCACCUACAUCGGCAACGAACCCUCCUUCCUGACCGUGUACCAGUACCACUACGCCGGGCGGCCGGGGCUCUCGGCGAAGCGGGCGCACUUUUACAUCCCGCGGUUCUUCUCCCCGACGCCGGGCGGGCUGCCGGGGAACGACGACGGCGGGGCCAUGGGCUCGUUUGUGGCCUUUGGCAUGCUGGGCAUGUUUCCGAACCCGGGCCAGGACGUCUACCUCAUCACGCCGCCCUUCUUCCGGGCGGUCAACAUCACGAACCCGGACACGGGCAAGACGGCGCGGAUCAAGACGGUCGGGUUCGACACCGAGUACAGGAACGUGUACAUCCAGAGCGCGACGCUGGACGGGAAGCCGUACAACAAGAACUGGAUCCAGCAUUCCUUCUUCACCGAGGGCAAGGAGCUCGUGCUGACCUUGGGCCCGACGGAGAGCAAGUGGGGUACCAGGGUCGAGGACUUGCCGCCGAGCUUGAGCCAGUAUGUAGGGUUUGGAGAGCAGCAGGAGAGGAGCCUUGGCGAUGCCGAGGUGCGUGGAGGUAAUUACAAGAGCGAGUUUGCGAGGUUUGCCGCUGGAACUGGUCUGUAA